This is a messenger RNA of Pongo pygmaeus (Bornean orangutan), 1617 nucleotides long. RefSeq names its product mitochondrial transcription rescue factor 1 (gene MTRES1). NCBI's taxonomy places the organism in Eukaryota, Metazoa, Chordata, Mammalia, Primates, Hominidae. The record is from RefSeq and is a predicted model, not a curated record. Gene Ontology annotation, biological process: regulation of mitochondrial transcription. Gene Ontology annotation, molecular function: RNA binding. The transcript is spliced from 5 exons. The coding region runs from base 774 to 1511 and encodes 245 amino acids. Gene Ontology annotation, cellular component: mitochondrion.
CCGCGCGGCCGCGGGGAGGGACAAGAGGGCCUGACGUACAGGUGAGUGCGCCUCUGCUGGCGCGCUGCGCCGGGCCCCCUGCCCGCGCCCCCUGUCACUUCGCCCCUCCGCCCCGCCCACGCUCCCGCCGGGUCUCCCUGUGAGUGUCCCGUGUCCUGCCAGCCUCGGGACGCCUCGCGAGCCCAGGGCUGCGCAGGGGCUGUGGUAAUUGAGCGCGGCGAAGCCUUCCGUUCCUGCGUCCGGUCGCUCCUGCUGGCUCCGAAUGCAGACUGCGAACCCGGGGACGCAGCUGUCCAUUUCCUUUGACCUUGGGGACCCAGGAAGGUGCACUGCCCGCGGGGGCGGGGAGGGAGCCAGAGGAACCCGACCUUGUCUCAGCCCACAGCCUCCGAGGUCUCCAACUAAAGGGAAGGAUCUUUAGCUGCAUUAGACUUCCAAGCAUUUAGACCAGUUUCUCCAUCUUACGGAGCGGUGAACGGGCUCAGGAAUGUGGAGCGUUUCCUGGCGUCAAGCAGGUCAAAGUCAGCGCUGCUUUUUUUACAGACACUGCUUUUCUUACAGUCUUCGGUUAGUUCAGAUUGUAUACCUCUCCUGAAGAUGUCACCCAAAACCUCCUAUGAGCUUCUGCCAUGAUCAUCUCUCCACUCACCCCACGCCAAGGCCAAAGAGAUCUUUUAAAAUGAACUUUAUCAGACUAUAAACUCUACAAGAAUAGGAAUCUUCAUAUUUUUUUCCUCUGCUGAAUUCCUAGUGCCCAGAUUAGUGCUUGGCACAUGAUUAUAAGCACCAUGGCUAUGGCUAGUGUUAAAUUGAUUGCCGGUGUUUUAAGAAAGCCAGAUGCCUGGAUUGGACUCUGGGGUGUUCUCCGAGGGACACCUUCGUCAUACAAACUCUGUACUUCCUGGAAUCGAUACGUGUAUUUUUCUAGUACCAAGUUAUGUGCACCAAAUUAUAAAACACUUUUUUAUAAUAUUUUCUCACUGAGACUCCCAGGGCUUUUACUAUCUCCAGAAUAUAUUUUUCCUUUUUCCAUAAGACUCAAAAGUAAUAUAAGGUCUACAAAAUCUACUAAAAAGUCUCUGCAAAAAGUAGAUGAAGAGGACUCUGAUGAAGAAAGCGAUUAUGACGAGAUGAGUGAGCAGGAAGAGGAGCUUGAGGAUGACCCUACUGUAGUCAAAAACUAUAAAGACCUGGAAAAAGCAGUGCAGUCUUUUCGGUAUGAUGUUAUCCUGAAGACGGGGCUAGAUAUUGGGAGAAACAAAGUGGAGGAUGCCUUCUACAAAGGUGAACUCAGGCUGAAUGAGGAAAAAUUAUGGAAGAAAAGCAGAACGGUGAAAGUGGGAGAUACAUUGGAUCUUCUCAUUGGAGAGGAUAAAGAAGCAGGAACAGAGACAGUUAUGCGGAUUCUCUUGAAAAAAGUGUUUGAAGAGAAGACUGAAAGUGAAAAAUACAGAGUGGUGUUACGGCGGUGGAAAAGUUUAAAGUUGCCUAAGAAGAGAAUGUCUAAAUAAAUGGAUUGCUUUUUAGCAAUAAAGCUGCUUUCUAGUGGUAAAGGAAGGGGUCACCUGAAAAAUAGGACAUUUUUAUUAAAAUAAAGUUGUCUUAGCAUUUGUGGAA